AAUUGCCUUUGAUGCACUGUAAAAAAAAUAAAUAAAUAAGUAAAUAUCAUCAUUUGAUCACUUUGUUUCCAUAUAGGCCUAACAUAAUAGCCUAUUUGUUUCCAUCCAAUAACUUGCCAAAAGUUUUGUCAAUUAGUUGUCACUGAGCAGCUCGUAACACUUUGAUUUUGCUUUAAAAGUUAUGACAGCAAUUACACUUAGUUUUAAAAACUUGUAUUCUUUAAAUUUUAGUGGGGGUUGAUUUUUUUUUUUUUUACAGUGAUUACAGCAUGAAUUUUCCAUUAAUGGGUUUUAAAUACAGUCCUUACAUAGCCUAUCCACCAGGUUACCCUAUACACUUACCUAAUCUCCUCUAAAAAGGAAAGUUUUUGACGCAGGGCCUCUUUGUUAAAAAAAAAAAAAAAAAAAAAAAAAAAAAAUUAUAGCCUAUACGGUUUUUUAUAUAUAUUUUCUAUUGUCUUCAUCUUCUGUGUUAUAAGUAGCUACUGUAAGGAAAAUUACCUCUUCCUCUUUUUUCCCUCGCUAUCAUAUUCAGCUUAUAAUACGGCUGUCACUCUCUCCAUUUUUCAACAGUGCAGCCUUAAUAGUGUACUCUGAUCUACAGUAGAUGCAAAUUAUUAAGAAACGUCUCCAAGCCAGUUAUUUGCAUUUAACCAAAUGAUGAAGGCUUCACAAGCGAAACCAUGUGAAGGGUAUGAAUAGAGGUGCGCGAGCUUGACCAUAAGCUACAUAUGACUACUUAAGUUUUUUAAUCUUCUCUCUUCCUUUGAUAUAAUGAACGUGGUAUGAUUUCUGCUGGAAUAGGAAUCAAAAUUGAAGACCUGAGAAAAUUGGCAACGCUCGGCUAAAAUUAUGAUGGAGACAGAGUAUUCCAAGAGAGUAUACCAAGGUGUCAGAGUCAAGCACACGGUCAAAGAUCUUCUUGCAGAGAAGCGAUUACGACAAACAAAUGCACCCCGAUUCAGUACGAGCAGCAGUUCCUCUCAGCCAGCUUUUGUGCCAAUGCCUGGGUCACACGUGCUUCCUGGUUACUACAGUAUGCGAAGAUCCUUCCUCCCAGACUCAGAGCUCUGCCAUCCCAUGAAGCAGUACUCAUCACCAGACACUUACUCUUCAGCAUUGGGAAGCAAGGCCUUUUCGUACGACCACCCCUCCACUUACCCUUCCUUCAUUGACAGCUACUACACUCCUGAUUCAUAUGGUGAUUACAGAGGGCCAACGUCUUAUACCACCAGUGGAGGGUCACUGUUUCCACCAUCUACACUACCAACACUACUACCAGCUCUGUCUGGAGAGUCAUCAUCACACUUGCUCUUGAGAGACCCUUGGGAUCAGCCGUCAGAGGACCCAGUCAGUCAGUCAGAAGUCAUAUGUCCUGAGGGUCCAGCCCCUGUGGCAGACUCACCAUCUCUGGGAGGGCCGGACUCUGGCGGCUCCUCUCCAUACCGUCUAUCCUCGGGGCGCAGCGGGAGCUCCAUCCCACCCAGCUCUCAGCCUUAUACUCUACAACCCCUGGAAGAUGUCUCGUACCCAGCAGCAUCCUACACCUCUGCCUCCAGCUACUCCUGCCCACAGUACAUGGUGACACCUGGAGAUCUGGCUGUGGUGAAGAUGACAGCCGUCACCUCAGAGGAGGCUAGUGGUGGAGUGGUGUCUCUCAGUGACACUACAUCCUGGGCUAAAGAUGAUGGAACUGGCUCCUGGUUGUCCUAUGAGACAAGGAGGGCUUUUUAAGAGGCUUAAAUGACAACACAAACACUGUGGACUAAUCAUUUGCAAUUACACAGCCUCUCUAUUCUUGUACAGAAGGAGAUUAUAUACAUCCAUCAUAAAGAUGACCUUCUCAAGAAAUGCUGAUCACGAUACAACACAAUUUUUAAACUGUUGAUAUUGCGUAAGGAUACAACAAAAAUAUGUGCUGAUAGUUUAGUUAAUUCAGGUUUUCAUUAUGCAUUUACAUGUCCAAGCGUUCUAGAAUGAAUUAGAAGCAAUGCUCGCUUUUUUCCCUCUUUCAUACAUUUUUAAUUGUAACAUUAAUCCUCAAACGAAAAGUUUUGACUGGUCAAGAAUAUAACUAGCGAAUAAUACCAAAGAACACUUUAAGACAACAAUGUUGGACUUUUGUCAGGAAUGCCAAUAUAUAAAAAUAAACAUGUU
Ctenopharyngodon idella (grass carp) is the source of this 2157-nucleotide messenger RNA. It is a transcript of the gene pou2af2b, whose product is annotated as POU class 2 homeobox associating factor 2. NCBI's taxonomy places the organism in Eukaryota, Metazoa, Chordata, Actinopteri, Cypriniformes, Xenocyprididae. The transcript is spliced from 5 exons. Bases 853 to 1734 code for a protein of 293 amino acids. Gene Ontology annotation, molecular function: DNA binding; POU domain binding. The record is from RefSeq and is a predicted model, not a curated record.